AUGCUACUACGAUUUAUCUUGUCAACUUUGUGUCUCGUUUUGAGUGUCGCAUCCGCAAAACACAGGCCGACGGUCUAUCUCAUUCGCCAUGGUGAGAAGCCCGCAGACAAGAACGAGCAUGGACUCUCGCCAGAAGGAGAGUUGCGCGCACAGUGUCUGCGACAUGUUUUCGGCAAGCGCUCGGAGUAUAAUAUCGGAUAUAUCAUAGCGCCACACACCAAGAGAAAUGGCGAACACGGUCGUUCCCUUUUCACCGUCCAGCCGUUGGCCAAGGAUCUCGGCCUGACGGUCGACACUCACUGCAAGCGGGGGAAGGUGAGAUGCGUGGUGGAAGCCAUUCAUUCAUACAAAGGACCGGGCAAUAUUUUGAUAUCAUGGCGACAUGGACCUAUGGGGAAGAUCGUGGAGGCGCUUGGGGAUGGCGUGCCCAUCGAGUAUCCGGACGAGCGGUUCGAUCUCAUAUGGACAGACCCAUGGCCUUAUGGGAAGGUAGUGGAUAUUGCGAGUGAAGAAUGCCCUGUGCUGGACAUAGAACCUGGUCUCGUGGACCAUCAUGCGCAGGCAUUUGACGGCCUACUGUCCUUGAUCCCCGCCAAAUACUACUACGGCGAGGAAGAUACCAGUGAUCAAUGGCAACGCAAAAAGCAGACCAAAGAACAAGCCCGCGAAGCAAAGCGUGCGAAGCUGGACCCCGAGGCCGCUAAGACCGCCAAAGACGUGAUGGAUGAGAACGCUCGCAAGCGUAAGCGGGAGGAUGGGACCCUCGAGUCCGACGGGUCCGACGGAGAGCUAGGCACAGAGAACCCCAAGGAGGGAUUGAACCGCGGAACCGCCAACCCCAAGAAGCAGAAGCCUGUCGAAAAGUCUGAUAAGGCAGACCCCGCCAAGGCAGCCGCCGCAGAGGAGCGCAGAAAGCAAAAGGAAGAGAAGAAGGUUCAAAAGAAGGCCAGCCAAAAGGAAAAGAAGAAGGCCAAGGAUCUUGCACGCAAGGAAAAGACCCAGGAAAAGAAGCCGUCGACCACUCCCAAUGAGGAAUCGGAAAAAUCUGCAACCAAGCCUAACGGCACUGCAGCGAAGGGUGAUGAAGAGUCUGCGGAUGAAGAUGACGACGAAGAGGAUGAUGGUGUUGUCGAAGAGGGAUUCUCUAUCGAAUUCAACCCCGAACAGGAAAACCCAUCUACUUCCUCAUCCACACCCCACUCCCCCGAUGCCUCAAAUCCCCAAUCCGGCAGCUCUUCUUCCUCUUCCAUCGUUCCCCCCUCCGCCUCCACCGAAGCCAAAUCCUCAGAGCCUAAACCCCUCAAGCACACCCCCGAAGAGCUUAAGCAGCGGUUACAAAAGCGUCUGGACGAGCUCCGUGCCAAGCGCCACGCAGAUGGCCUUAACGGCAAGCCCGCCCGCAACCGCCAGGAGUUGAUCGAAGCCCGCCGCCAAAAGGCCGAGCAAAGAAAGACGCACAAGAAGGAGCUACGCCAAAAAGCCAAGGAUGAGGAACAGUUGAAGACUGACGAGGCCAUGGCCCGCCGUUUCUCCCCCGGUGGUUCUGGAUCCCUACUUGCUUCUCCCCGCUCCCCCGCCGAGUCUGUUGGUUCAAACAGCAACAACUUCGCUUUCGGGCGUGUUAUGUUCACCGACGGACAGCAGACCGAUAUCGCCGGUGAAGUCCGCGACAAGCACAAGUCCAGCGGUGCCCGUGACCCAGCUGCCCAGCUCAAGGCCGUCGAGGCCAAGAAAGCUCGCCUCGCUGAGAUGGACCCCACCAAGCGCGCUGAUAUCGAAGACAAAGAUCUCUGGCUGAACGCCAAGAAGCGUGCCCACGGUGAGCGUGUUCGUGAUGACACCUCCCUCCUCAAGAAGGCUCUUAAGCGCAAGGAGACUGCGAAGAAGAAGUCCGAGCGCGAGUGGAAGGACCGUCUCGACACCGUCGUCCGCUCUAAGGAACAACGCCAGUCGAAGCGCGACGAAAACCUCCGCAAGCGCAGAGAUGAGAAGGGCAACAAGGGUGGCAAGAAGAAGCCCUCCAGCGGCGGAAAGAAGAAGGCUCGUCCCGGAUUCGAGGGCAGCUUCAAGGGUGGCGGCAAGAAGAAAUGA
Molecule: messenger RNA, 2091 nt
Organism: Penicillium salamii
Lineage: Eukaryota; Fungi; Ascomycota; Eurotiomycetes; Eurotiales; Aspergillaceae
Source: the annotation of a GenBank genome assembly